GUACUUCAUACAGGUAUUAUGCGGGUAGUUUCUGGGAUGACUGCUAUCUCCGCAUCUUGAUAAAUCCCGUGGUAGCCCGCGCUGGAUAUUACUUUCCUACUCCCACACCUCAUCUUUGUCCGGUCAUUCCAAACCGUCUCUAUCUAUCUCCUCCUAUAAUAUCUUUGCAGACAGCGCCGCGAAAUGCCAACUCCCCCAGUUCCUAGCUCUGAGGAGAUUUGCGCUAAACUCAAGGAUCUGGUAAUGAACGGCCGAACCGGCUUGCAAAAUAUGUAUGGUAGAACAGAAGUGGAGUUGAAUACAAAUCUGGAGGCACCAAUUCGAAGGGGAGAGGAAAUGGCGGUCAAGCUAGUUAAGGAGAAGGGUUGCGGUUAUGAGGUUGCUCUAGAUUUAACUGUACUGACGCUUUAUGAUGUGGCCAUUUUAAUCGAUGACUCGAGUUCCAUGGUCCACGAGGAGGGCGGCAAGAGGAAGGAGACCCUGAUACAAUAUAUCGAUCACAUCACGGAAAUCUAUAAGUUGGCGAAUCAAUCCGGUAUCCUUGCUAUGCGCUUUAUGAACCGUGGAGGGGGCAAAAAAGACUGGACCGGGCAGUCGAGACAAUAUCUGGAGCGCCACAGUUAUGGCGGCGUGACAAGGAUAGGAACGGAACUUCAGAGGAAAAUUCUGAAAAAGUUUGCAAUGGGGAAUACCAACCAGAGCAAACCUUUACUCGUGUUAAUUGUCACGGAUGGCCCGGUUGAGGGUGAGAGAAAAAGCCACCUACAAGAUGUUAUUCGGAACUGUGUGCAUGAGCGUGCCGGAGCCGGCAAAGGAUUCGAAGCUGUAGCAUUCCAAUUCUCACGCAUUGGGGACGAUGUUGGUGCAGCCCAGCUGCUGCGAAAUCUGGAUCAAGAUCCUGUCAUUGGAGAGUACAUCGACGUGUUGCCAGUUGAAUUCGAUCUUGAAAAGCAGAUGGAGGACAAGUGGUUUGUGUUACCGAAGAUCUUGCUUGGCGCAAUUUUACCCAACUGGGAUGCGCAGGAUUACUAUGAUUUUACCAGGCCUGAUGGCCUCCUCCCUCGUGCGAAUGAUGACGAUUGUGAUUCUGGAGAUUACUGGGCUGACUGAUAGAUAAUACCCCGAGUUCGAUAUGGAGGUUGUUGGGCACCGCAUCUCGAAUGAAUGUUUUCUCAAAUCCAAAUUGAGUAGGCGCAUUCUGGCUUGGUUGUGGCUUCUGGUUUUUACAGGAUUUUUUACUGUUACCGGUUGUGGUCCUGGGGAAUAGGAGACUCUGAGAACACUCUCUUGUAUAGGCAUAAGGAUAUAGGUUGAAAAGGCAAUAAAAUACUUGCGAAUUCUCGGUA
Tuber melanosporum (Perigord truffle) is the source of this 1346-nucleotide messenger RNA. RefSeq lists its product as uncharacterized. The transcript has 6 exons. The record is from RefSeq and is a predicted model, not a curated record. Bases 184 to 1110 code for a protein of 308 amino acids. Lineage: Eukaryota; Fungi; Ascomycota; Pezizomycetes; Pezizales; Tuberaceae.